Messenger RNA from Musa acuminata subsp. malaccensis (wild Malaysian banana), 3409 nucleotides. RefSeq names its product protein PHOX1. NCBI's taxonomy places the organism in Eukaryota, Viridiplantae, Streptophyta, Magnoliopsida, Zingiberales, Musaceae. The record is from RefSeq and is a predicted model, not a curated record. Gene Ontology annotation, molecular function: protein binding.
UAGGAUACGUGAUCGAUCCCAAGGCCCCGGAAUAGCGCAAGCGAACCGGUAGGGGAAACCUUUCCGUGCCGACUUCUCCAAGCCUCCCCACCCACCCCCGCACGAAGAAGAAAUGGUUCGAUUGCGUGUGGCGGUGUUGAAAUGUCGAGAUUUCGAUUAAGAGGAGUCGAGAGUUUUGGUCGGCAGGAGGAAGGUGAGGUUUUUUCCAAGUGAUUUCUUCGUGGCAUAGAUUUCCUCAGAAAAAAAACGCUCGGUCGAAUUGAAAGAUCCGAUCUUGGAGAAGGAAGGCACGGAGGAGCCAUCCUACAGAUAAGUAAUCAUAUUGUUAUUGUUUGAAUGAAUUCUGGCUCUUCCCUGAAAUUUGUGUGAGAGCAGUUUGGUCUCUGGGUGCAAGAUUAGGUUUUUUAUUGGUCCGCAGGGAGUUUCGAUCAAAUAUUCUAUGGCAAUUUGGGUUGUUAAAUUACUUCCAGGAAUUUUUAGGGUGUUUCCGGUUCAUUAGGGAGGGAAAUAUGGGCUCUUUGAUACUAGAUUAGGAUUUUCUAGAUCUUAUUUUGUGGAAAUCCCGUUUGUCCUCGUGAAAUCCCAUUUUCUGCCUUCUUCAAGCAUUGUCUAUAUAUUUUGUUGCUUAUUGAAAUCAUUGAACAUAAGAAGCAAGCAACUUUGAAUUUGAGAACAAGCUAGCUAUUGAUUGUUCUUGUGAAGAAGGUUCAGAUUGUGUCUCUUUGUCCUCUAAGAGAAAAGGAGAGAGAAAAUAUUGAACUUGAUAAUUGGAAAUGGGUAAGCCAAGAGGAAAGAAAAAGAAGAAUUCGGGAGGUAAAAAUGGCACAGAAUCAAAACAUCCCAGAUCCAAUGAGCACAACCCGAAAGUCUUCGGUGAGGGAACAACAAUUUUUUUGGACAUGGCACAUGACAUGAAAGAGGAAGGCAACAAAUUAUUUCAGAAAAGAGAUUAUGAAGGGGCUUUGCUUAAAUAUGAAAAUGCUAUUAAGCUGUUUCCCAAGAACCACGCCAACACAGCGUACCUACACAGCAACAUAGCCACUUGUUAUAUGCAGAUGGAACCAAAGCAGUACCACCGAGCAAUCAAGGAAUGUAAUCUAGCACUUGAGGCAUCACCCAAGUACAGUAAAGCCCUCUUGAAAAGGGCUAGAUGCCUUGAGGCUUUGAGUAGAUUGGAUUUGGCAUGUAAAGAUGUUGAUGUUGUCUUGAAUUUGGAGCCUAACAACAUCACAGCACUAGAGAUAUCUGAAAGGGUAAAGAAGGUGAUGGAGAAGAAGGGCUUCGUGUUAGAUGAUAAUGCAGAUCUUUCACUAACGGAAGUUGUAGCAGUGAAAGAGAAGCUAAAGAAGAAGAAGAAGAAGAAGAAGAAGAAGAAGAGAAGCCACAAGGCUGAGGAGAAGGUGAUCACAGAGGAGAAACACAUUGAUGUUAAGGAACAACCUAUGUGGGUGGUGAAGCUAGUCUUUGCAGAGGAUAUAAGAUGGGCCCAGAUACCAGCUAACUGCAGCAUGUUACGGUUAAGGGAGACCGUUGGUAGGAAAUUUCCAAGCUUAAAGGCCAUCCUUAUCAAGUAUAGGGAUAGAGAGGGUGACUUGGUGACAAUCACUACAUCUGAAGAGCUAACGUGGGCUAGGCAAUCUGCAGAACCACAGGGUUCAGUCCGACUGUAUUUGACAGAAGUUAGUCCUGAGUGUGCGCCAUGGUUUGAAGAUGCGGAAACUAAUUCUUCUUCGACAGUGCAAGGAACAAAUCAUAAUGUUGCUGCAGAAUAUCAUAGCAUCAUGAAUGAUGAGGAGAAGAGUUCACCAUCUUACGUUGAUGACUGGAUUAUACAAUUUGCUCACUUAUUCAAGAACUAUUUGGGUUUCAGUUCUGAUUCAUAUGUGAACCUUCGUGAGCUUGGUAUGAAGCUCUCCUCUGAGGCAAUAGAAGAUACCAUCACUAGUGAAGAAGCCCAGGAAAUUUUUGAACUUGCUGAAGGGAAUUUUCAGGACAUGGCAGCACUUGCAUUGUUUAAUUGGGGAAAUAUUCAUCUGUCUCGAGCAAGGAAGAAAUUAUUCUUGUCAGAAGAUGCUUCCAAGGAAUCAAUACAUGAAAAAAUGAAAGAUUCAUAUGAGUGGGCUCAAGAUGAAUAUAUUAAGGCUGGAAAGAGAUACAAAGAUGCCCUAAAAAUUAAACCUGACUUCUAUGAAGGUUUUCUUGCACUUGGUCUGCAACAGUUUGAGCGAGCAAAACUUUCAUGGUGCCAUGUUCUCGGAAGCAAGGUAGACCUAGAGGCCUGGCCUUCAGAAAAACUCAUCGAGUUAUACAACAAUGCUGAGGAUAACAUGGAAAAAGGAACAAACAUGUGGGAAAAAAUGGAGGAGCAACGGAUAAAGGAACUCUCUGAACUCAAAGAUGAUAAAAGCCUCUUGGAGAAGAUGGGUUUAGAUGGUUUUUUUAAGGAUCUGUCUAUGGAUGAAACAGCAGAACAGGCUGCUAACAUGAGGUCUCAGAUAAACAGAAUAUGGGGCACUAUUCUCUAUGAACGGUCUGUUAUGGAAUUUAAAUUAGGUAUUCCCAUUUGGGAAGAGUUCCUUGUGGCAGCUGUUGAAAAAUUUAAACUAGCCGGAGUUUCCCCUGUCGACAUUGCUGUUAUAACAAAAAACCACUGUGCGAAUAGAACUUCCCAAGAAGGGUCAACCUUUAUGAUUGAGGAGAUAGUGCAAGCCUGGCAUGAAACUCAUGAUGAUAAAAGGUGGAUGAUUGGUGUCCCAUCUUUUCGGCUUGAGCAGUUGUUUCGCCGGAGGGUUUGAAAUUUGAAAGUUGCAUCAUAUUUUAGAAACUUUAUGAUAUAUUGUUACCACCAGCAGUCAGAAACAAUGAGCACUGAUGAGAACAGUGGAACAUAUUUUAGGUGUCUGUUGUCAGAGGUGAACAUAGGUCUUCUGCAGCAUGGCUGGUUCAAUCCUAGUUCUUUCUCUUUCUUUUUUUGUGGAGAUCAUCAUUUGCAUUCAACUGGAUGAAUUAUAUGACCUGUUUGAUGCUGGUUGGUCAUAAAAAAACUAUGCCCUUGAUUGUGUUUGAGCUAGCAUUAAUUCUUUGAAUAGGUUUCAGAAGGUUUUCUUUUUGCCUUCCCAGAACAUACAAAUACAUGGUAGAGUUUGUUGUGUCAGUGAAAGAUUGUGAUUUGAACCCAUCAAACUGUGAUAUGGUCAUUUGUCACUGCUUCAUAUCCAUCCUUCACAAGUUUGUCACUGAUCCAGAUCAGCAUAUACCGAACUAUAUUUAUCGGUCUGAUCAAUUAUUUCGGACGAUUUGAUCCGAUUCCCUUAAAUUUUUCAAUGUAUUAUGUGUUGGUAUAUCAAUAAAAAUCGUACUGUACAGUACAGAAUCUUUGUACAAAGAAAAUUCAGAACAUUUUAGUAUA